Messenger RNA from Talaromyces stipitatus ATCC 10500, 809 nucleotides. RefSeq names its product protein disulfide-isomerase, putative. The record is from RefSeq and is a predicted model, not a curated record. Lineage: Eukaryota; Fungi; Ascomycota; Eurotiomycetes; Eurotiales; Trichocomaceae. The transcript has 3 exons. The coding region runs from base 1 to 783 and encodes 260 amino acids.
AUGAAAAGUUUUGCGCUUCUCUGGAAGUCUUGUCAUACCCAACUAUUCGAUUAUUCCAGCAUCAAAAUUGGUCACGCUAUCGAGGCCCGCAAAGAGCAACGCCUUACACAUGUCUUGAAAAGAGUCACGAAUUCCUUUGUCGAAUUAGACGAAGAUCGAUUUGCUAUCAUGAAAACUCUGGACCUGCCUUUGAUAGCUGUAACGCGUGCCAAAGAUGAUGACUCUUUAAUCGAUCUCAUCGCAUCUCUUGCAAAUGAAGAACUAGCGGAGGAUUUCUUUGUUGGUGUCAUACCUGACGCUGAAUCCACCCGCAAAGAUUCGCUCAUCACUGUUUUCAAUGUUCUAGAUGAAACAACGCCAAAGUACCACGGUCCGUUCGAAAAGCAUGCUAUUUUACGUUUUGCCAGUUUGGUAUCACAACCCUUGAUCAGACAAUUUGAUAUGUCCUCACUAGUGAGCUUUAUGAAGUCCGGCCUACCCAUUGGAAUGAUAUAUUCAGCCAAUGAAGACGAGCGAAAAUUGAUCGCGCAAGCAUUGUCAAAUGUAGCAAUGGGUUAUCGAGGAAAGGUCAAUUUUGCUACUGUGGACGCUAUCAAGAACUCAUUUGCCCUCGAACCAAUGGGCUUGAAGCUGGACCAGCUGCCCGCUUUUGUCAUUCAGACUGAUGAAAAUAUCUACAAAUUCAGCCCAGGCGAGAGAAUUACGCCUGAGGCAAUCGAUGCGUUUGUCAAGGAAAACUUAUUUUCCGGGACGAUGCAGGUGGACCGCCUGACUGUACAAUAAAUAUCAUGCAUAACUGAGUUCCGAGA